AUACAUACACAUUUCAUAAUUAAUUGUAUGAUUUGUACCAUUUGUAUCCAGUAUCCUGGAAUGAAUUUUAAACAGAAAAGUUUUGUAGUUGAAAAGAAUUUGUGAAGAUAUUUUCAAAAUUUCCCUGAAAAAUGGAAAUGUAAGGUUAGCAAUUGUUCUAACGAAAAAUGAGCAAUAUAUAUAUACAAGAACCUCCAACAAAUGGAAAGGUUCUGCUGAACACCAGUGUUGGUGAUAUUGACAUAGAACUUUGGUCAAAGGAAGCUCCUAAAGCAUGCCGAAAUUUUGUGCAGCUUUGUCUUGAAGGUUACUAUGACAACACCAUAUUUCAUCGAAUUGUCAAAGGUUUUUGUGUCCAGGGUGGCGAUCCAACUGGUACUGGUUCAGGUGGUGAUUCAAUAUACGGUGAACCAUUUAAGAAUGAAGCGCAUCAGAGACUGAGAUUUGUAAGACGAGGACUGGUUGCAACAGCCAACUCUGGGCAAAAUGAUAAUGGCAGUCAAUUCUUCUUCACUCUUGGCAGAGCUGAUGAACUGCAUGGCAAACAUACAAUCUUUGGAAAAGUCACUGGAAACACAAUCUACAACAUGCUUGAUAUGGAGAAUAUGGAAGUUGACCAAAAUGACUUCCCGGUUUAUCCCCCAAAAAUACUGAAUACAGAGGUUCUCUCCAAUCCAUUUGAUGAUAUUGUUCCCAGAGAAAAAGUGAAAAAUGUUGUGGAAGAAUCUGUGAAUAAGAAGCAAAAGAAGAUAAAGGGAACAAAGAAUUUUAGUCUCUUGUCAUUUGGCGAAGAAGCCGAAGACGACGAAGAAGAAGUUCAGAGUUUAAAUAAGAAAAUCAAAAUCAAAAGCAGUCAUGAUGUGUUAAAUGAUCCCAAACUAAGUGCUGUUCCCGCUUUGGAACAGACAGAAAACGACAAAUCUCGUAGUGUUGAUGUACUUGAUGAAGAAAUGGCUGAUAGUAUUCGACGAAAAUUAAAAAAACCAAAAAAUGAAGAAAAAAGUCUUGAAAAGAGCGCCAAAGAUGAGAUUGAGGAUGGAAAGUCUGAUAAAAGGAAAGAAUUACAACGUGAAUCAAAAAGACUUCAACGUGAAUUAAGAGAAGCCAGAAAGUCAAAGCAAAACGAUGAAAAGCAGGAAGAAAAAAAAGGCGACGAUGAUGUGAAAGAUGACGAGCUUGGAGCGUUGAAAGAAUUUCGCCAAGAAAGAAAGGAGUAUUUGCACAAGAAAAACGAAAGCAUUAAGAAAAAGGGAUCCGGACGAGAAGAGCAGACAUUACAGUUGCUGUCAAGUUUCAUGACGAAACUUGAAAAUCCUGAAGAAGGAAAUGAUUUGUCUGCCUUACCGGAUGACAUAACUGACGGUGAAGUUGAAGAGAAUGAAGAUGAGGGAGACGCUUGGCUGCAUCAUAAACUCAUAUUUGAAGAGCAAGAUCGUAAAGUGAAAGACGCUAACGUUCGUGAUGAGGAUACUUUUGAAAUAUUUGAUCCUCGUAAUCCAAUCAACAAACGACGACGGGAAGAAAGCAAAAAUAAGCAAAAAGAGAAAAGACGGAGAUGACAUGUUACAGGCAACGUUCAAGAUCGUCCAUGUCAUUGUGUUUGAACCAGUACACCUUGCUGCGAGAUGCUGUUACACCUUUCUGAAUGGCAAAACACACGCCGUCAUCGCUACACAUCAUCACAAAAAAAGAAAGAAAAAGCAACAUAGUUAGCAUAAUAUUUGCUAUGGCUGGAAUAACAGACGGAAUGUUGUUUCUUUAACUUUAUCAUGAGAAAUUACCGCGGCGCAUUUUAAAGAAAUCUUUUUUUAUAUAAAUAAGAACAAUUAACAAUAAAAUAAACAAGUUUGAAAUGUAUAUGCAUUUUGACGGGAGAAUGUAUUUGUACCGCUUUUUCAAAAUUUGUUGUUUUAUGUUAGCAUCUUCUACCGACUACAACUUAUUUAGCAGAGGUUCUUAUUCAGAAUGGCACUUACUCAAGGAGGGUUAUGUGUUAAGUUACCAUGGUUAAACACAACAUAAAAAUGUAAAAUAAAAAAAAACAAUAAAUGCUGUAAAAGGGAACUUUGCAUGCACAUAUUCUAUCUUUGUACAAUUGCAUUUCAAUUCAUCAGCUUGUUAGUUAAAAAGUUUGACUGAAAAUAAUUAAAAAUUUUCUGAAAUGUA
Molecule: messenger RNA, 2166 nt
Organism: Xenia sp. Carnegie-2017
Lineage: Eukaryota; Metazoa; Cnidaria; Anthozoa; Malacalcyonacea; Xeniidae
Product: spliceosome-associated protein CWC27 homolog
Exons: 15
Coding region: 168-1559 (463 amino acids)
Biological process (GO): protein peptidyl-prolyl isomerization
Cellular component (GO): catalytic step 2 spliceosome
Molecular function (GO): peptidyl-prolyl cis-trans isomerase activity
Source: RefSeq, a predicted model, not a curated record